Molecule: messenger RNA, 1017 nt
Organism: Stegastes partitus (bicolor damselfish)
Lineage: Eukaryota; Metazoa; Chordata; Actinopteri; Pomacentridae
Gene: nat16
Product: N-acetyltransferase 16
Exons: 4
Coding region: 1-1017 (338 amino acids)
Molecular function (GO): acyltransferase activity, transferring groups other than amino-acyl groups
Source: RefSeq, a predicted model, not a curated record
AUGAAGAUUGAUACCAGCCUGACUAUGCCCCAGCUCCCAGAGGCCCUGUCCCACACAGGCCUUCAAUUUGCUGUAGCCACUGAGGAGGACUUUGAAGAAAUCAUGGCUAUGAGCCAGGACAUCUAUGGAGGCCUUGACUACCUUCCUACCAGAUACACCAGCUGGCUGCAAGAGACCAAUCGUAUAGUUAUACUGGCUCGGAAACAGGGAAAAGUGAUUGCCCUGGAGUCCGUUUGUGUGAUUGAUGACGGGGAGACUAUGCUGGUGGAAGGUCUCCGUGUUGCCCCUCAGGAAAGGGGCAAGGGUGUGGCAGGAGUUCUGCUGCGUUUCUGCUCUGAGCUGGUCAAAUCCAAAUACCCAGAGGUCAAAGUGAGCCGUCUGACCCGUGAUGAUCAGCUCGGACCUAAGGACUUCCAGAAGUACCGCAUCAUAACUAAGCAGGGGAUUCUGCUGGUGCGUUUCAGAGCUGAAGACCUCAAGCUCCGUCUGUCUGAACUUGGUCUGGGUGGAGACAUUAACUCCACUAUGUCCUCCUCCUCCUCCUCCAUUCCUCCACCAGUGCGUCUUGACCAGACAGCAAUCCACCGACUUUAUCUGACCACUGACCUGAUGCAGGGGGUCCUUCCUAAUGCCACCAUCAUUCAAGAUUGGCAGCCAUUCAAGCCUUUGCCCAGUAACAUGGCCAUCCUUCUUAAGAAGGACAUUGACUGGAUGGUAGAUGAUGCAUCCAAUCCUACUGUGGCCAGCCUUUGCACCUUUCCUUUCAGGGUGCCCAUUGGAGAUGACUGGUAUUACCUGAACAUUGACAUGUUCGGUAAAGACCUGAAUUUGGUUCGGCAGCAGUUCUUGAGCCACCUGCAGCGCCACACUGCAACCUUGAAGGGUCAUGUGAUGUGCCAGAUGUUCCUGGACCCACCGCUGUGGAAGACGAUGGCGGAAUUCUGCCACAACACCUUGAGUGUGGAGCUGGUGAAAGAGUACACUGAGCAAUGCGUGGUGGAGUCAGAUGUCGUCUAG